GUGCCAAGGGCUGUCAUGGUGGACUUGGAGCCCACUGUGGUAGAUGAAGUUCGGGCUGGCGCCUUCCGGGAGCUUUUUCACCCAGAACAGCUGAUCACUGGAAAGGAGGAUGCAGCCAAUAAUUAUGCCCGUGGCCACUACACCAUUGGCAAGGAAAGCAUUGACAUGGUGCUGGACCGUGUCCGUAAGCUGACCGAUGCCUGCUCUGGUCUGCAAGGAUUCCUGAUCUUCCACAGCUUUGGUGGCGGUACGGGCUCUGGAUUCACCUCCCUGCUGAUGGAACGCCUCUCUGUGGAUUACGGCAAGAAGUCCAAACUGGAGUUCGCCAUCUACCCAGCCCCUCAGGUCUCCACUGCCGUGGUGGAGCCCUACAACUCCAUCCUGACCACGCACACCACGCUGGAGCACUCGGACUGCGCCUUCAUGGUGGACAACGAGGCCAUCUACGACAUCUGCCGCCGCAACCUGGCCAUCGAGCGCCCCACCUACACCAACCUCAACCGCCUCAUCAGCCAGAUCGUGUCCUCCAUCACGGCCUCGCUGCGCUUCGACGGCGCCCUCAACGUGGACCUGACCGAGUUCCAGACCAACCUGGUGCCCUACCCGCGCAUCCACUUCCCGCUGGUGACCUACGCGCCCAUCAUCUCCUGCGAGCGCGCGCACCACGAGCAGCUCUCCGUGGCCGAGAUCACCAACGCCUGCUUCGAGCCCAACAACCAGAUGGUCAAGUGUGACCCCAGGCACGGCAAGUACAUGGCCUGCUGCAUGCUCUACCGCGGGGACGUGGUGCCCAAGGACGUCAACGUGGCCAUUGCUGCCAUCAAGACCAAGAGAAGCAUCCAGUUUGUCGACUGGUGCCCAACAGGCUUCAAGGUUGGGAUCAACUACCAGCCCCCUACGGUUGUCCCUGGAGGGGACCUGGCGCAGGUGCAGCGGGCUGUGUGCAUGCUGAGCAACACCACGGCCAUCGCCGAGGCCUGGGCGCGGCUGGACCACAAGUUCGACCUGAUGUACGCCAAGAGAGCCUUCGUGCACUGGUACGUGGGAGAAGGCAUGGAGGAGGGAGAGUUUGCAGAGGCCAGGGAGGACCUGGCUGCUCUGGAGAAGGACUAUGAAGAAGUGGGAACUGACUCGUUCGAAGAAGAGAAUGAUGGGGAGUAA
Messenger RNA from Melospiza georgiana, 1161 nucleotides. RefSeq names its product tubulin alpha 8 (gene TUBA8). Gene Ontology annotation, cellular component: cytoplasm; microtubule. The transcript is spliced from 4 exons. Gene Ontology annotation, biological process: mitotic cell cycle; microtubule cytoskeleton organization. The coding region runs from base 16 to 1161 and encodes 381 amino acids. NCBI's taxonomy places the organism in Eukaryota, Metazoa, Chordata, Aves, Passeriformes, Passerellidae. Gene Ontology annotation, molecular function: structural constituent of cytoskeleton; GTP binding. The record is from RefSeq and is a predicted model, not a curated record.